AUGUCUGACUCAGAAGGCGACAUUGACGAUGAGUUGCUUGAGCUUGCUGGCGCGACGGAAAAGAAGCGUAAGCGAAGCCAACAGAACCCGCCCCCCAAACGACGCAAAGCCGACACGAACGAUGAGACUGAGUCGGAAGCAGGACAGCCUGAAAGCGAAGAAGAGACGGAGUCAAACCCAUACCCACUAGAAGGGAAGUUCAUCGACGAAGAGGACAGAAAUCGCUUGAUGGACAUGCCUGAGAUUGAACGUGAAGAAGUGCUCGCGCAAAGACAAGAGGAAUUGCAGCGUUUUGCCGACAAGCGGCAGCUUGAUCAGAUGCUCAAGCUUCGGAGUGGGGCAGGAGGAGGGGAGGAUGCUGUCUCGAAGGCCGCAAAACGACAACACGCGAUCCGUGGAGCUACCAAAGAGAAGACCAGGAAGCUCGACGAGUUGAAGGCGAAACGGAAAGCCAAGGACGAGAAGAAACGAACGAGGACAAACUCACCUAAACGAGAUCGUUCAUCUUCACCUAUGGAUAUGGACAUGUCCGACGAGGAAGAGGAGGAUGGUCAGAUUACUAAGUACGACGAGGAGGAAGAACGGGACCGCAAGCUGUUCGGUAAAGUCGCACCUGAAGAAGAGCUAUCGAUCACUUUGGAGGACCUAGAGAAGUGCCGAGUCACACGCAAUCAAAUAGCGAAGUAUUGUAUGGCGCCUUGGUUUGGCGAAUACAUAAAGGGUGCCUGGGUGCGAUACCUUAUAGGCGAGGAGAACAAGCAACCCGUGUAUCGAAUAUGCGAAGUUGUCGACUUGCCGGAAGCGACAGUCAAGCCAUACAAGGUGAACGACCAACUUGUGAACCAGGAGCUUGAACUAAAGCACGGAGGGUCGACACGUCGGUUUGCUAUGGACAAGAUAUCCAAUGGUCCCUUCGAGGAGAAAGAGUUUGAGCGUCUGCAGAAGACAUGCGAGACAGAGAAGGUCAAGCUGCCGAUGAGGCGGCAGCUCGAGAAAAAGACCGCGCAGCUCCAAAAGCUCGCCAAUCAGCCAAUGACCGAGAGUGACAUCGCCGCAAUCCUCCAACGCAAGCGCGACAUCAACGUCUCGGUCAACAAGUCCUCCACCUCCCUCACCAUGGAGCGCUCCCGCCUCCAGCAGGCGCGCACGCUCGCGAUCCGCCGUCAGGACUUCGCCGAGGUCGCCCAAAUCGACGCAAAGCUAGCCGAGCUUCAGGCGAACGCCCCCGUGAGGGGUCGGGAGGAAGAGGGCUCGUCGGACAUCCUCGCGAAGCUCAACGAGCGCAACCGAAGGUUGAACCAGGAGCAGGUGCGCAAGGCGGAGCGCGCGGAGAUGGAACGCAGGAGGAGGGAGAAGCUCGCGAGGGCAGGAAGUGGAGCCACAACCCCUACUCCGAACGCAAACGGGGCCCCGAGUGGGGCGGCGCUGGAUGCGGCGGCAAGGCUGAAGGCGAAGAUGCUUGGUGGGGGUACUUCGAGGUCGGUACCGGGCACGCCAGGGACGCCUGCCGUUAGCGGCUCGACUCCGCGCUCCCUCUCGCCUGCUGCCCCGCCUCCGGGUACGGGGAAUGCACCGAAGAGCAAUGGGAACAUGAGCUUCGAGGCGAGCUUGCUGCAGAGCGUGGAGAUUGACCUCGGGGACUUCUAG
Dichomitus squalens LYAD-421 SS1 is the source of this 1647-nucleotide messenger RNA. Its product is annotated as plus-3-domain-containing protein. Gene Ontology annotation, molecular function: DNA binding; RNA polymerase II C-terminal domain phosphoserine binding. The transcript has 10 exons. Gene Ontology annotation, cellular component: Cdc73/Paf1 complex. Bases 1 to 1647 code for a protein of 548 amino acids. NCBI's taxonomy places the organism in Eukaryota, Fungi, Basidiomycota, Agaricomycetes, Polyporales, Polyporaceae. The record is from RefSeq and is a predicted model, not a curated record.